Molecule: messenger RNA, 2706 nt
Organism: Plasmodium yoelii
Lineage: Eukaryota; Apicomplexa; Aconoidasida; Haemosporida; Plasmodiidae
Product: trophozoite exported protein 1, putative
Exons: 1
Coding region: 1-2706 (901 amino acids)
Cellular component (GO): HULC complex; nucleus
Molecular function (GO): ubiquitin protein ligase activity; metal ion binding
Source: RefSeq, a predicted model, not a curated record
AUGAAUAAUAAGAAAAGAAAUAAAUAUGAUAAACAAAAUUAUAUGGCAUUACCACUAGAAAAAACUGAAAUAAUUAUCGAAAAUAUUUAUAAUUUAAAACAUUGUUUGAAUUUAUAUCGAAAGGAAUUGCAAGAAAAAAACAAUUAUAUCGAUAAUGCAAAUGAAGAUUUGAAGUUUUAUAAAAGUGUUUUAAGAAAUAUCAAUGUAGUAUGGAAAAUAUUUAACAGUGAUUUAUUAAAUUUAAUAAAUAGUGAUAAAGGGAUUAACGUACGUGUAAAAGAAGAAAAUAAUAGCAACAAUGGAAAUAUUAAAGAGUGUAAGAAACGAGAAAUAAAGGAUGAACAGAGUGGUAAUGAGUACGAAAAUAUUAUUGAAUCUCCUUAUUAUAAUAUAGAAAAAUUUCAUGAUUUAUUUUUAAAAUAUGUGAAUAAAAAUGAUGGAAAUGAAAGUGAUGAAGAAGAGGACUCUGAUUUUUUUAAAUCAUUAUCAGAAGACGAUAUAGAAAAUAUAAAAGGAAAAAAUAAAAAAAUAAAAAUAAAUGAACAAGAUGGGCAAGAAAAAUCAUUUAUAAAAAAUGAAAAAAAUGGUGAUAAAGAAAAAGGAUAUACUAAUACAAAGCGAAAAAGGGAUGAAAAAGGAGAAGAUAGAGAAAGCUUAGACAACACAAAACAAUGUAAUGGAGAAAAAAAUUCCAAAACAAUUUUUGAAGAAAAAAUAAAAUUUGAAUUUUUAGAAAAUAUAAAAAAAACAUUAAAUUUUAUAAAUAAUAUUAUUUGUUUAAAAUCAAAUAUUAAUAUUGAUUGCGAUUUAGAAUAUAUAAGAAAAAUAAAUUAUGAAAAAAAUGUCUAUUAUGAAAAAUAUAAAGAUGAAAAAAAAAAUAAUAAUAAUACCAAAAAUGAAUAUAAUAAUAUAAAAAUAGAAUUAGAAAGAUUGGAGAAAAAAAAAGCAUCUCUACUUUUUAAGCUAUAUAAUUUAAAUAUAUGUAAAACGAUUAUUGAAGAUGGUAAAGUCGAAAAACCUGAGGAUAUUAUGCAAAACGAAUUAAAAUUAGAAAAUUUUGAUGAUGCUAAAAAUAAAAUAAUAUGCAUUAAUUGUGGUUAUGAAAAUUUAUGUGAAAAUGGUGUUAUUUUGAGCGCCCCUACUAGUGGAACGAUUGCAAAAAAUGAGAGUAAUAGUUUAUGUGUAGCUAACCAAUUAUCCACACCAGGAGAUACAAUUAAUGGUAAUAGUAAUACUACAAAUAUGAAUAGCACGAUCGAUAAUUCAGGAAAAAAUGAAAAUGAUAAUAUAGGUAAUAAAGUGGAAUCAGAAAUUUUGUUAAACUUUGAAAAUUUAAUUACAAAAGAAAAAAUAAUACAAAGCGAUCCGUUUAAAAACUUAGUGAAAGAAACGAUGAAUAUUUAUAAUACGUUAAAGGAAAGAGAAAAAGAAAUAGUUCUUUUAAAAAAGGAGAUAUUAAGAAUGGAAAAUGAUAAAGAUGAAGAAUAUGAUAAUUUAUUAAAUGAAACAAUAAAUAAUAAAAAAACAUUAGUUAAUAAAAUUAAAGAAUUAGAAAUAGAGAUUGUUACAUAUAAAUUAGAUAAAGAUAAAAUUGAAAACAAAAUAAAUGGUAUGAAAAAUGAAAUUGAUGUGUUAAAAAAUAUUGAAAACAAUCAAACUAUCCAAUUAAAACAAAAAGAAAAUGAGAUUUUAAAAAUGAAAAAUAAUAUUGACACACUAAAAAUGUCUGAAAAUAAUUUAAAAGAGAAAAUAGAGAUCCUAAAGAAGGAGAAAGAUGGCUUAUUAAGUUCAGAAGGAUGUGUGAUAAAAAAUGUGAAUAUAAAUAAUGAUAAUGCAAUUGGUGAUGACUUAAAAAAUAAAACAAGUGUUGAUAUAGAUAAAUAUAAUGAGCUUCUUCGUGAAAAUGAAAAUAUGCGAAAAAUUUUAGAAAAAAAAAAAGAUGUUGAAGAUAAGCUAAUAAACUUAAAAAGUAGUUACGAUUCUAUGAGUGAAGAAAUCGAAGAAAUAACAAAAGAGUUUGAAAAAAAACAAGAACAAGUUGAUGAAAUGAUUUUACAAAUAAAAAAUAAAGAGAUGGAAUAUUUAAAAAAAUAUAAUAAUAUGGUAAGCAAAGAAUUUGCAGAAAAUAAUUUAAAACAACUCGAAAAUAGUUAUAAAGAGAAAUUAUCUUUGAUAAAUGAUACAUAUGAUAAAUAUAAAAAUUUUUCAAAUUUAUAUUUAUCACUAUUUUAUCAUGCUAGAGAAAAUGCAGUUAUAUCAGAUAGUGCAAAAGAAGAGCAAAUGAAUAUAAUUAUAAAAUUAAAAGAAAAAUAUGAAUUAAUUUUUCAAAAAAAAAAAGAAUUGUCUGGAAUAUUAAAAAAUUUGUAUAAUUGUAAUAAAAAAUUAAUUACACAAUGUAAUGAUUUAUAUAAAGAAAAUAAAAAGCUGCAAAAUACUUUAUGUUCUAUGGAAAAAAAUAAAUAUAAAAAAGAUUUGUCACCAAAUAAUGAAGAUAAUAAUUUACUGAUAGAAGAAAAUAAUGAAUUGCGAAGAAGAUUAAUAUGUAGUGUUUGUAUGGAAAAUUUUAGAAACUAUAUUAUUAUUAAAUGUGGACAUAUAUAUUGUGAAACUUGUAUUUUUAAUAAUCUUAAAUCAAGGAAUCGAAAGUGUCCACAAUGUAAAAUACCUUUUGACAAAAAGGAUUUGCAAAAAAUGUUUUUAGACUAA